GUCUCAAGGUUCUUCAAGACAUCAUGCACACUGUAUUACCGUCCACAGCCAGCUAGUUAUUGACGAUAACUAGUGGAAUGGAAAUUUAAGUUCUACAACGUAGAUGUAAGAGUGCUUACAGUUUUUCUCAGGCUACUUCUGAAGUUAAAAUACGAAGAAUCAGUAGGUGCAAAGCGAGGAUUACAAGAACUGAUAUCCAUGUCAUUGUCUGGAGAAGGGCUGCUUGUGCUGAGGUCCAUGAAGUCGUGAUAUCAGUAUCUAAAGCAUUGAAUUAGGCUCAGCUCAGCUAAAAAAAUCUGAAUACUUCAGCAGCCAGAUUAUCAAAUCAGGAUGACCGAGUCUGUCGUCUGCAGCGGCUUCUUGUAUGUGAAUAUGAAGGAAGCUGAUGUGCUUUUUAAAGAAGGAAACCUGUCACCAAACAUCAUAUUGAAAACCCUGGUGUUAUUGAAGCUCUCGCUCCGAGGAAAAAUUCCUUCCCUAAGCUGGAUGGAAUUCGAUGUCCAAAGAAAGGAAAGCCCGCUUUGUUCCUUCGGCACAUCUAAUUGGAUUCUUUACAUCAUGCUAUUUCGUUUCUCACCCUGAAAAUUGUAUACAAUGAGAAUUUUCCACUGGGUUACCUCAGAAUUAUAAGAAUCUAAGACUAUCGAAAGACCCACUUUGGUAACAGACAAGAGAAAGUUAGAAUGUUUGGCGAUCAAGUCAAGUAGCCAUCAAGUAGCCAUUGUGUGGUAAUCUUCAUUUGAGCAAUACGGAUUGCGGUGGUAUUUUAUAAUAAGUUCACGUGAUUGCCUAAAAG
Marchantia polymorpha subsp. ruderalis is the source of this 796-nucleotide messenger RNA. Lineage: Eukaryota; Viridiplantae; Streptophyta; Marchantiopsida; Marchantiales; Marchantiaceae. The record is from the annotation of a GenBank genome assembly.